Messenger RNA from Pedinophyceae sp. YPF-701, 2025 nucleotides. NCBI's taxonomy places the organism in Eukaryota, Viridiplantae, Chlorophyta, Pedinophyceae. The record is from the annotation of a GenBank genome assembly.
AUGGAGGGCGGCAAACGCACGAUCGAGACCGAGACGCGCGCGCUGCGCGCCGCGGUCCGCGCGCUGCUCGACGCCGGCGCCGCGGGCGACGCGGCCGCCAUCGCCGCUGCGACGCAGCAGGGCCUGAACGCCACCAUGCGGCUCAAGGCCGCGCACCGCGCGACGGUGCGGCUCACGAACGAGCAGCAGCGGCGCACCGAGGAGGCCCGCGCGGUCGCGCAGCGCGCCGGGCACGCCCUGCGCAACGUCCAGUACGAGGAGCGCCACUUCCAGAGCGAGAUCCGGCAGUGCAAGGAUUUCGCGCCGGCGCACGCGGACGCGGAGAUCGGGCUGGUCGACGCGGAGGAGUUCUUCGCGACCGCGCCGGAGGCGCUCACGCAGGGCCUGGACCCGGGGGACGCGCACGCAGUGAUGCUGCGGCGCCUCGACCACGAGCUGGCGCAGCGGCAGGCGCUGCAGAAGGAGCUGGCGGGGCUGAAGCGGCGGCGCGACGAGGCCGGGGACGCGCUGGAGGCCCGGAAGCGCGUGGUGGACGUCGUGCACCACGUGGAGAAGGUGGAGGGGGCGCUUGAGGGGGUGGAGGCGCAGCUGGGGACGAGCUUCGCGCGCAGGGUGCGGGCGAGCAGGCUGGCGGAGCUGCUGCCGGCGCCGCUGUACGUGGCGUACGCGGCGCUGGUGGCGUGCCGCGACGCGCACCGCGACGCGGUGUCGGUGGCCAUUGCGGGGCCGCUGGCGGCGGCGCAGCAGUGGAUGGCGGCGCACGGCGCGGCGCGGCGGCCGCCGGAGGGCGAGCUCAGCGCCACGCACCCGCUCUCGCUCGCCUUUACGGUGCUCCCCGAGGGCAGCACGACGGUGGGGACCGCCCCGACCACGCCGGCAACCAUGGAGGUGGCCCUGCGGUACCUGCCGUCGGUGCACCUGGUGACGGCCGUGGUCGAGAAGCUGAACGGCGAGGCGUGCAGCGCGGCGGCGUCGGACGCGCUCUUGACGGAGCUGUUCCCUGGGGACGCGGGUGCCGCGUUGCCGGCGCACGCGGCCACAUGCGACCUCGCGGCGCUGAACGCAAGCUGCGACGAGGCGGGCCUGGGGCGGCCGUACCUGUGGGCUCUCCGCCUGGCGGGCAUCGACGUGCUGCCGGUCAUGCCGUUCCUGCCAGCGCGCGCGGACCCGACAGCGCCGUCCGCGCUGGAGGGCGCGGUGAGGGACUACCGGUUCGGCGGGCACGCGCUGCGGUGCCUGGGGCUGCUCCGUGCGCGGGUGCGCGUGGCGGACCUGGUCGACGCGCAGGUGCGGGCCCUCGGCGAGCUGGCGAAGAAGGCAGGCGGUCUGGCCAAGGCGGGGUUGUUGACGGACGCGGGAGUGCCGAGGGCAGUGGCGCUGGCGGCGCUGGUGGCGGCGCCGUUCAAGGUCGGGGAGGAGGGCGGCGAGGCCGAGGCGACGGAGGUGGCGUUUGAGAGUUUGCGCGAGGUGGAGGGCGCGGCAGUCGAGCAGGAGGGCGACGCGAGGGCGGAGGGGGGCAGCGACGGAGAGGAGGACGCCGAAGGCGGGGAGCAGGCGGGGAAGCGGGCGAGGGCGGAGGCGGGCCGCAGGAGCUGGGGCGAUGCGAUGGCGCGCGGCGGCCGGGUGUUCGAGGCGAGCUUGACGCUCAAGGGCCGCGUGGCGGGCACCGUCGCCGUGCACAUCGGGUUCCCGCGGCGCUUCCCGCUCGGCAGCGACGCACUGCCGGCGCUCCGCCUCGCGAGGCGGCCGGCGGGUAUGUCGGAGGACGCAGCACUGCAGGUGGUCGCGGCGUCCGGUGCCAUCCUGAAGCGCGCAGAGGGCGUGCUCGGCGGCGGCGGGGACGGCGAGAAGAGCGACGUGGCGCUGCCUGAGUCUGCGGAGGCCUUGGAGCCGGACGCCGUCGACCUUGUGGACCGGCAGCCGCACAUGGGGCCUGAGCCGAACUGGACGUUCGCGGGUUGCGCGCUGCGCGUGGCGGCCGCGUGCGUGGUCGCCGGGGUGCGGCAGGCGACGGCGAAGCAGUGA